Messenger RNA from Fonsecaea multimorphosa CBS 102226, 975 nucleotides. RefSeq lists its product as uncharacterized. Gene Ontology annotation, molecular function: carboxy-lyase activity; hydrolase activity. The coding region runs from base 1 to 975 and encodes 324 amino acids. Gene Ontology annotation, cellular component: cytosol; cytoplasm. Gene Ontology annotation, biological process: secondary metabolic process. NCBI's taxonomy places the organism in Eukaryota, Fungi, Ascomycota, Eurotiomycetes, Chaetothyriales, Herpotrichiellaceae. The record is from RefSeq and is a predicted model, not a curated record. The transcript has 2 exons.
AUGGAGCGAAUCGAUACCCACGCCCACGUUGUGCCUGAGGUGUGGCGCGAUUUCUCUUGCAAGUAUGGGUUUGAUCGACCAGACGGUAUGCCUGCAAUUCCUACUUGGACACCCCAGGCUCACAUUGACUUGAUGGACAAAUUGGGCAUCUCCAAAUCUAUACUCAGCAUCACAUCCCCUGGGACACAUCUGAAACCAGAUGAUGACGAAUUGGGUCGGACUAUUACUCGGGAGUCGAACGAUGAGAUAGCCCGUAUCUGUCGACUGCACCCCGACAGGUUCGCCUUUUUCGCAUCUUUACCGCUCCCAGAUGUCGCUGGCUCCGUCGCAGAAAUUGACCGUGCUCUAGAUAGCUUGGGGGCGGUGGGAUUUGCGCUCAUGACCAAUGCACACGGAUAUUAUUUGGGCGAUGCCCAUCUCGAGAAGGUCUUUGCGAAGUUAAAUGAGAGGAAGGCAACUGUAUUCAUGCACCCAACUUCAUGCCACUCGCACAAGCAGCCGGACGCCGAAAGGCCACUCUCCCACUAUCCUGCACCAAUGCUAGAAUUCUUCUUCGACACCACACGAGCAGUUGUCAAUUUGAUUCUGUCUGGCACUGUCGCGCGCUACCCGGAUAUUACAUUUUUGGUUUCACAUUGUGGUGGCGCACUGCCGCCCUUGGUUGAGAGAUUCUCAUCGUUUGCAACGAGAGUUUUAGGUGGUGAUCAAGCUUUGGAUUCAUCGCAGGUGAAGGAAUUGUUCAAAUCGAGGUUCUACUUCGACCUGGCUGGUUUUCCAUUUCCAGACCAGAUUCACGGGCUCCUGCGCAUGACAGAUGCGUCCCGGUUACUGUAUGGCAGUGACUACCCCUAUACUCCGGCUUCAGCAUUGACAGGGAUGUCUACGCGAAUGGACGAGGAACUGAACAACUUGUUCGACGAGAGGGUAGUCCGUGAGAUCUACUCCGGCAACGCAAAGAGAGUCUUGAAAAUCUGA